AUUCUCUUAUAAUGUCUAAACAGUAUAAAACCGUUGGUGAAGAUGUUUGGAAAAAUCGUGUAGAAAAGAUCAUCUUAAUUGCUGCUGAAUAUAAUAAUCUUGAGGUGGAAAUUGCCGAAUUUGAAUUCGGUAAAGAUAACAAAGAGCCCAAAUUUCUAGAAAAUUUCUACCAUGAAAAAGUCCCUGCAUUCGAAAGUGCCGAUGGUGAUCUCCAUCUGAAUGAGUGUGGAGCUAUUGCGUAUUAUGAAAGUACUCAGCUCUUAGGAAAGGACAAAAAAGAAACUGCUAAAGUCCUUAAUUACAUUUUAUUUGCCGAAAAUGAAAUUAUUCCUCAUGCUAAUACUUGGAUCAAUCCAAUUUUGGGCAUAACACAAUAUAAUAAAGCGGCCCAUGUCCAAUCAACAGAAGGUCUAAAAAAGUCUUUGAGUGUUUUAGAAAAAAUCUUGUUGAAAAAGACCUACUUGGUUAAUGAACGUAUCACGUUGGCUGAUAUUUCAGUUGCUACGGCUCUUUAUUUACCUUUCAAAUUGGUAUUGGAUACUGAGUUCCGAAAAGAUUACAAGAACCUUACCCGAUGGUAUGUGACACUUGUCAAUCAACCAGCUUUUAAGAAAAUCUUGGGAGAAGUCACUCUUGUAGAUGUUGCUCAUGUAUAUACCCAAGUGCCCGAAGAAAAGGAGAGUAAAAAAAAAACAGAAACCCCUGAUGAUCCAGACGAAGAUGAAGUAAAGCCUGAGCCUAAACCUAAGAGCAAACUGGAUUCAUUGCCUCCCAGUAAAUUAAAUUUGGACGAAUGGAAACGUUUCUAUUCUAACAAUGAUACUCGUCCAGAUGCUAUUAAUUGGUUCUGGGAUCAUUAUGAUCCAGAAGGAUAUUCUAUUUGGCGUGUGGACUAUAAAUAUAAUGAAGAGUUGUCAAAAAUCUUUAUGAGUAGUAACCUUAUUGGUGGCUUUUUUAAUCGAUUAGAACGAGCACGCAAAUAUGCAUUUGGAAAUUUAUUAGUAUUGGGCGAAGGUGAAGUACUUCAAUUUAAGGUACCAGAGGAAGUAACUGACGCUGCCGAUUUCGAAAGUUAUACUUUCAAAAAGGUAGAUCAUACUGAUCCUAACAUUCGUUCCAACUUUGAGGAUUAUUUGGCUUGGGACGGUCAUCUUGAUGGCAAGAAAUUUGCGGAUG
Molecule: messenger RNA, 1176 nt
Organism: Scutellospora calospora
Lineage: Eukaryota; Fungi; Glomeromycota; Glomeromycetes; Diversisporales; Gigasporaceae
Source: the annotation of a GenBank genome assembly